UCAACCCUCCUCCACCAGCCCCCUCACGCAAUCCACCACGCAGUCGAUCGUCUGCUUGGUCUUGUCGAUGACACACCGCCCCUCCUCGAGACACGCCACUCGACAGCAGGCCAUGCAUGCGGCCAUCCGCCAGAAGGGGCCCUCCUGGCCACUGUGCACCACCCACACGCCGUCCUCCUGCUGCCGCCAGUACUCGGCCUCGCCGGUGAAGGCGUUGUCGUACACCAGCCGUCCUCGCCGUCCCCCGCCACACACACUGGAAAGAAGCGGGGGUAUUUCUUGUCCUGUUGCUGUAGGUGUGGCGGGUUGGGUGGGCUGGGGGCGUGACGGGCUGGUGGUGCGUGUGUGGGAGGGUGGUGUAGACGUGGCGCAUCUGGGCACAAGUCCCGAAAAGUGGGGUUCCACUGCAGUCAGAGGGGAGAGAGAGAGAGACAGACAAACAGACAGACAGGAGGAGGGAACAUAUGUAUGUUGGAUCAUGUGUAUGCCUUCCUCCUUUAUUUCAUCUGUGUGUGCGCGACGCACUCACCCGCCCCGGUUUGAAACUAAAGCCCAGCAAGCCCUCAAAGGUCUUCGGCGGCAGCCCGUCCCUUUCCCGCUCCUUUCGCUCCUGCACACACUCACACACAGAGACAGAAGGAUUGUCAGGCGCAGUCUCUCAAACAGCUUCCAGCAGGCUAAGUGUCUGUCUGUGUGUGUCGUGUCGGCACGUAUGUCUGCAUCCCUCUCUCUCGGCCUUCCACUCAGACAUGCAUUCACUCACCCAUUCUUGUCUCGCCCUCCACGUGGCGAAGUCCCGCACCUCGGGGGGUGGCUCAGGCCGUAUCACCUCGAUGCCCUGCGCCCCCCACCCCCCACGCACAGAGCCAGAAACACAGAAUGCAGCGCAGCGCCUGACUGGGUGCGAUGAGAUAAGGGCUCACGUAGGGCAAGUCGUAUACGCGCCGCUUCUCCGGGUUGCCCAGCGUUUCGAAUGCCUCGUUGACGGUCUGGGCCAGGCGGGUGCUGUUGGCCUUGUUGGUGGCCGCUACGGCCUUGUCGAGGUGGCCGCCGUGCUUCAGCACACACGACACAGACAGACAGAUAGGCAAACGGACAUGCAGACAGACAGACAGACAGACAGAUGAGAUGGUUGCAUGACUGAUGCACGCACGAAUCGAUCGGCAUUGCAGCGGUGUCUGUCUCCCCUGGCUACCAUCUUCUAGCCCUCAUGCUUGUGUCAUGCGGGUGUCAGCCACUCACUCACCAGCAGGAUGUUGUCGCGCGCCUUCUUGAUCUCAUCUAAAGUGGCGUCUUGGCUGACCCCCAGCAGGGCGUAGUAGCCCAUAGGGUCUCGCUCAGGGCGCCGAUGUAUAUGUGUUGCAGAUGCCUGUGUGUCUUCACAAACCAUGCUCCUCAGCAUGCGCUCGGCCUCUCGCACUUGCUUGAGCUCCUGACGACGAGCACACUGCCUCUUGUACUUCGGCUGCUGGAGAACAUGAAAACUGCCAAUCGUUUUGUGCAUCCUCUUGCGCGCAUGCAGAGCCGUUAAGUACCACUUUGCGACCGGCGCUGCCCUGAUUACACAAAGAAACCAGCCAAUAGGAUGCGAACAGAUGUGUAUGCACACUGGCAGCUCCCGGCUAAGCGACGCACCUCGUCAAUGUCGGCACCUUCGUUCUCGCCCUCCUUGUCAGCUGCGCCAUUCACAUCCUCAUCCGCACCGGCCGCCGUCUAAAUGGAAUAUAAAGGUAUUGGCCAUGGCAGCCAGCGUGUCGUAUGUAAGUGUUUCUGCACCUGCUCCUGUGCUUUUUGGAGGAUGGACGGCAUCUAUCACCCUCACCUGCUGGUUGUUCUGAGCCCUCGACUGUCUGAACAUGUUGGCGAUGUCCUGACCGACGUGCAGGGGGGUGCGGCGCUCGGCAGGGGCAGCCGGGGGCAGCGGCUGGCCGUAGGGGGGCGAGGGGGGGGUGAAGAAGUACGACAGCCUCGGCCACUCGCCCACCGGCACUUCGUCGAGGUACUUGUCAUACAU
Messenger RNA from Vitrella brassicaformis, 2014 nucleotides. The record is from the annotation of a GenBank genome assembly. Lineage: Eukaryota; Vitrellaceae.